This is a messenger RNA of Anneissia japonica, 1196 nucleotides long. RefSeq names its product UDP-GlcNAc:betaGal beta-1,3-N-acetylglucosaminyltransferase-like protein 1. Lineage: Eukaryota; Metazoa; Echinodermata; Crinoidea; Comatulida; Comatulidae. The transcript is spliced from 6 exons. Bases 447 to 1196 code for a protein of 249 amino acids. The record is from RefSeq and is a predicted model, not a curated record.
CUUAUUCUAGGUGCAAGGAGUGUCGCCCUCUAUCGUAAAAGUAAACAAACUCCUGCAAACGAAAACACAUGGAAUGAAAGAAGCGGUGGAUGACUGACAUUGACUUUCUUGUACAUUUAUUAUUUAUAAACCUUAACUUACAGUAUGAGUAUCGAAUCAGUCGAUGUGGUGGGUAAUAAAUUCAUACUACUAAUAGUAUUAGACUCUUGGUCUAAAUUGCCUUUACAGGCAUUGUUUUGUGCAGGUUUAGCCUAGGCCCUUGUACUUUAGGCUGGUUAGUGGAUCACCGGCCCUGCUCUAGCCCCGGCCACCUGCCGUUGUGCCUAUUAGGCCUACAGAUUUUGUAGAGGGAGACAGGGAGAGGACUUAAUUAUACAGUACUUGUGAGUAGGUCUGCAUUAGCGUUCAUAAGUAGAAGUUUGAAAUGGAGAAAUCAUGUUAAAUAAAUGUAUAUUCAUUAUGCUUUAAUUGUGUUUCAGUAUAAAAUUUUACCAGUGCACAAUGCAGGCAAAUGGCUGAAUGAGUGUCUACAGUCAAUUCAAGGUCAGACGUUUAAGGAAGGAAAGUUCGAAUUGUCCAUUUUUAAUGAUGCCAGCAAGGAUGAUUCAAUAACAAUUAUAAAUUCCUGGAAAGAUAGGUUGAGCAAUGCUGGCAUCCAUGUGAUUGUAAAUGGACACUCUUCUGAUGCCCCUAAAGGAGUUGGCUUUGCCAAAAACCAAGCAGUAGCUAAUAGCCGUGGAGCUUUCCUGUGCUUCCAAGAUGCUGGAACCCCAGAGGAUCUGUUGUUCUUUCUCAAGCACUUGGAACUUGGGGGCGGUGUUUAUCGUGUUGAUGAAAAUUUGUUAACCUACAGGUAUCACCCAGACUGCGCCACACAUUCAGUCCACAGAGACACCAUUUGGGAUAUUAGAAUAGAGGCAAUACAGAAACGUGUAAUAAAUCAAUGGAAACAAUUUACAAUAUGGAAUGCUGGGAAGGAAGGCAGGAAGUUUUACAGGUCAUUGACCCAAAAAAACAAGGCAAAGGUCAAAGCAUUCUGCGAUGUAGAUGCCAAGAAGAUUGGCAAGGUGUACACAUACGAAGGAUCUAAGGAACAACCAAAACCAACAGUUCCUAUUGUACAUUUCUCUGAUGCAUCUCCUCCAUUUGUUAUAUGUGUGAAGAUGGUGAGUUGUCUGUCUCUUAUACACAUCUAG